CCGGUGACGUCAAAGCAGAAGCGUUGCGGUAGAGCCCGCUGCAUUCUAGGUGGACAGAAAUGGACUCAGAAAUCAAGGAAGAAGUUCCUAUGCAUGAAGAAUUUAUUUUAUGCUGUGGAGUUGAAACCCAGGUUCUAAAAUGUGGGCCCUGGACUAACCUCUUCAAUGAGCCAAGAGCCAACAAGCCUAAGCUGCUUAUUUUUAUUAUUACAGGUAAUCCAGGUUUUUCUGCCUUUUAUGUGCCAUUUGCAAAGGCUUUGUACUCCUCAAUAAACGGACGCUUUCCAGUUUGGGUUAUCAGUCAUGCUGGGCAUGCUUUCGUCCCCAAAGGCAAGAAGAUUCUUAGAACUUCAGACGAUUCAAAUGCUCAAAAAAUCAGCGACAUCUACGGACUACAAGGUCAAGUGGAACACAAGCUAGCUUUCUUGAGAACUCAUGUGCCAAAGGAAACAAAACUUGUGGUCAUUGGCCAUUCCAUAGGCUGCCAUAUUAACCUUGAGAUUCUGAAGCUUGCUCCUGAACUCCCAAUAAUUCGCUCCUUUCUGCUCUUUCCAACAAUUGAGCGAUUGUCUGAGUCCCCGAACGGCAGGAUCGCCACUCCGCUUCUGUGCUGGCUUCGAUAUGCUCUCUACGUUUUUGCCUACCUUCUACUUAAACCGUGGCCUGAGAAAAUCAAGUCCUUUAUGAUCAGAAUUGCCCUUCAAAUGAUGAACCUACAGAAUGAAUUUUCGGUCCUGAAUGUAUUAGAACCGUUUUGCCUUGCUAAUGCUGCCUACCUUGGGGGCCAAGAAAUGAUGCAGGUGGUGAAGCGAGACAACGAAACCAUAAGGACAUACUUACCUAAGCUUACAUUUUACUAUGGAACUAUAGAUGCUUGGUGUCCAACGGCAUACUAUGAAGACAUAAAGAAAGAAUUUCCAGAAGGAGAUAUUCGACUCUGUGAGAAAAAAAUCCCUCAUGCUUUUAUCCUCCGUUUUCCGCAGGAAAUGGCUGACAUGGUAGCUGACUGGCUAAAGGAUGAUCUGUCCAAAAUCUAAGUCCUGACCUGCAGAAACAUGACUGAGAGCUAGUACAUAGCAGCAGUGGCUGUGCCUUCUCUUAGUAACACCCUUAGUAGAUAAGUGUUCAUUGUUAACGUUUGAUAUUAGACAACAAAAACAAAAAGAACCUCUUGGCUUGUUAUCUGCUCCCAGCUAGCUCCCCAUACCACCGGCUGAAGUAAACACAAUGAAAUACACCACAGGUUUAACAGCACAUUUUCCAAGACUCAGGGAACACAGUGAUCAGUGACCUAAACAAGACCCCUUAUGUUUGCGCAAGAUACCCCAGUGGCACCCUGCAGUUGAUUUUAGUAGGCAGGAUCCUUGUAGACCAAAGGAAGUCUAAAUUUAGUUGAUUUUAAUCCAAUUACCAUGUGGAAUAGGCUCUCCUAGAGGACAUUAUGAAAAACACACUAGGAAAUGUAAAAGAGAGCAGUGAAUAUAAAGUGUAGAGUCAGAUACAUAAGUGUAUGAGAUCAUGAGGACACACAUUCCAGUAGCAGGAAGUGAUGAGUAGUGGAUCUCGGACGUGGACCUGGGUCUCCCUUAAAGACAGAAGCUGAAGAUGAGCCUGGACUAACUUUGAGGUCAUCAGAAUUCAGCUGGCUACCAGCACAGCCUGCGUGCCCCCUGCACCCCGAUACUACCUUGCAGCAUGUCAUGAGCCACAAGCAGAGCCAACAUCAGGGGAGGCACGGCUUGUCUGCAUCUCUGAGAAGCUUCCCGGAGGAGUGAGAUUUC
Molecule: messenger RNA, 1781 nt
Organism: Lontra canadensis (Northern American river otter)
Lineage: Eukaryota; Metazoa; Chordata; Mammalia; Carnivora; Mustelidae
Gene: LDAH
Product: lipid droplet associated hydrolase
Exons: 7
Coding region: 60-1037 (325 amino acids)
Biological process (GO): lipid storage
Cellular component (GO): lipid droplet
Molecular function (GO): lipase activity
Source: RefSeq, a predicted model, not a curated record